This is a messenger RNA of Aphanomyces astaci, 528 nucleotides long. RefSeq lists its product as hypothetical. NCBI's taxonomy places the organism in Eukaryota, Oomycota, Saprolegniomycetes, Saprolegniales, Verrucalvaceae. Bases 1 to 528 code for a protein of 175 amino acids. The transcript has a single exon. The record is from RefSeq and is a predicted model, not a curated record.
AUGUUUCACGCCGCGGUCAACGACAUCAUGCAGACCCUUCGUCUCACGCAGUCGUGUCCGGACGCAGACCUCCUCGCGCAGCCACAAACGAUCGGCCAACGCCGCGACCGAGCGUACUCGACAGAACUCACCCACACCAACCAUGGCGGGAUCGCGGCUUGGGACAACAAGCGUCAGAAGUGCCACAACUGCAAGCAUAUUUAUCUCAAGAGCCUCAGCCCCACCGCGGGCUUCUGCUCCAUGGACUGCAAAUCGAAUGCUAUGUACUUGUACGCGAUGAGCGAAAAGAUCAAGUGUGUCAAGGAGUCUAUCGUGGCCCAGCCAUCGGCGCCGAAAGCUGCCCCGGAGGUUGUGGUCCAAGCACCAAUCAAGGCGGACGAUGACGACGUUUGCUUUGAAUCGGAAAUCGAACCAGAGGACGAGUCGUCCGUGAUGGGAAGCUACUGCCCGCCGUCCACGUUUGCCGAGUUCCACACUCAAAAACUCAAGUGCCGGCCGGUCGAGUGGUCAUUCAGUGCCUUGUAUUAG